Molecule: messenger RNA, 513 nt
Organism: Acanthosepion pharaonis
Lineage: Eukaryota; Metazoa; Mollusca; Cephalopoda; Sepiida; Sepiidae
Source: the annotation of a GenBank genome assembly
AUGAGCACGACUACGCUGCUAUCGCUGCAACGAGUUAGGCCAUGUAGCACAGGAUUGCUCGGGAAACAAGUCCGGGGACAAGGUGCUGUCGCAACUCUUACCUCCUCUCGGUCAGUAAAUGUGGCAUUGCCUGUUGUCAACAUGUGCAUUGAGGGUAAACGAUGUUCGGCGCUCGUCGACACUGGAUGUUCCCGAUUGAUCGUAAGUGCGGAUCGAUCCGUGACAUGGAGCAGUCAACAAAUCAAGAUUUGGAUGAUUAACGGAGUGUCCCGGGCCUGUUGUGGUGUCGGGACUGUAUCAAUCCUCACAAACGGAGGGAAUCGUGCCAAGGUCGAGGUUUUGGGGGCACGUCAAAGGCCCCUUGGUUACGACCUGCUGCUUGGGAUUGAUGCGAUCCGAGCGUUAGGAGGCAUAAUAAUCACGCCAGCCGGAAAUGUGGAACUGGGUAAAGGAAGAAAGGUGUGUGCAGCCCUUUGCAUUAGUGAGCUGGAUUUCGAAGUCUCUUUCAAUUGA